GAAACCAGCGGAGGGAGGAGCGAAAGGCGGCACUUGCGACAAACUCACCUACAUAAAUGCAACGCAGGUUACACGCUGGUCCUCAUUUUCUGGAAUCAACAACAUAUUUUUAAUUCUUAAUAUCGAAUACCGGUUUACGAAUAAAACUACAAACACGAGUUCACAAGAUCUGAGGAUUUACAGCAUUUUCUAAAAGGAAAUAUUCCUCUGUGUUCUCGCUAUCUGAAGGAUAUUAAACACGGACUGUACAACAACCCCUUUUACCUGCCUGCUGAAGUGAAGCCAGGCAAAUGCAAAUUGCAACACAGGAGAUAUUUGUUAAUUGCUGAUUGAAAAAAAAAUCUACAAGGAAACCUGCUCAAAAUUAGACGGAAGAGGCGUGAGUAAAGUGGCUUCUUCCCUGGAUGGGGUUAGACUCUUUGAAGAUGGCAUCACUCCUGGAAAGUGGACAUUUCUCCUAAUUGCCAAGAGCAACUAUGAUUCAAGUGAGAUUCACAGCCUGACCAAUGAUCCUUCAACAGUGGGGUUUUUAUCCAGAAAAUGUGACAGCAACUUUAAUGGUUCACAAGUGGAGGCCAAUGGUUUCCGCUGACAGGCCGUUGUCCUUGAAGUUUGACUCAGAACUUGACUGUUGAACCAACCCUCCGCUAUGGUCUAGGAAAGGUCCAGUGAAUACGAUGGCUUCGUUUGUUGCCCGUGCAAACAAGGACAAUCGGUCCCUGAUUCUGAAGGGAGUGGAUCCAGAAACAUGCAUGAUUGUAUUUAAAAACCACUGGGCUCAGGUGCUGAAGAUCCUGGAGAAGCAUGACCCUCUACGGAGCACUGGUGGUAUUGGCGUUGGUGGCGGGGGCCUGCGUUUCGGGCCGAUCCCAGGUGACGAAGCAAGUGCGGUGCAGAACUACGUGGAGCAUAUGCUGUUACUGCUGAUGGAGGAGGAGAGCGGGCAAGUGGGCUCCAUGGGCCCCAUCCUGGAGUUUGUUGUGACGGAGAACGUGAUGGAGAAGCUGUUCCUGUGGAGCCUGCGGCGUGAAUUCACAGACGACAUGAAGAUCGAGCAGCUCAAGAUGUACGAGAUGCUGGUGGUCCAGUCCCAGCAGCCCCUGCUGCACCACAAGCCUGUGCUGAAGCCGCUCAUGAUGCUGCUCAGCUCUUGCUCGGGGACAGCCACCCCCGCCGUGGAGGCUGCGCUGGUCAUCCUGCUCAACCAGCUUUGCUCCAUCUUGGCCAAGGACCCUUCCAUUCUGGAGCUCUUCUUCCACACCAGCGAGGACCAGGGAGCAGCCAACUUUCUCAUCUUCUCCCUGCUCAUCCCCUUCAUCCACUGUGAGGGCAUCGUGGGGCAGCAGGCACGUGAUGCACUGCUCUUGAUCAUGUCUCUCUCCGCUGAGAACCAAGUUGUCGCCAAGCACAUUGCAGAGAAUACCUACUUCUGUCCUGUGCUGGCGACGGGGCUGAGUGGCCUGUACUCCUCCCUGCCCGCGAAGCUGGAGGUGCACAGCGAGGAGUGGCACUGCCUGCAGAGAGAAGACUGGAUCCUGGUCCCUGCGCUGGUGCAGUUCAUGAACUCCCUUGAAUUCUGUAAUGCCGUCAUACAGGUGGCACAUCCCACAAUCCGAACCCAGCUGGUUAACUACAUCUAUAAUGGCUUCCUGGUGCCUGUGCUGGCACCGGCUCUUCAUAAGCUGACACUGGAGGAGGUGAUGACCACCACAGUGUACCUGGAGCUGUUCCUGCGCACUGUCACCGAGCCGGCACUCCUGCAGACCUUCCUCUGCUUCAUCCUGCUGCACCAGCAUGAGAACGUCCACAUUCUGGACACCCUAGUCAGCCGCAUCAACACCCCCUUUCAGCUUGGCACUGUGUCUCUCUCCUUGUUCAGGACUCUGAUUGGUUUGCACUGUGAGGAUGUGAUGUUACAGCUCAUCUUGAGGUACCUGAUCCCCUGUAAUCACAUGAUGCUGAGCCAGCGCAGGGUGGUGAGAGAGAGGGAUUGCUACUCUGUGUCUGCAGCUAAGAUCCUUGCCCUGACCCCCAGCUGCAUCUCCCCUGUGCUCAGCUCCGCACUCCAGAAACACCAGGCCAAUUGCAUCCUCCAGUCACAGGGAAAUGAUUCGUGCCAGUCCAACACCAAGGGUUCCAAGGAGGAACAAUAUGCCCUUGACAGCCAAGAAUAUAGCCGUAUUGUGGGGUAUCAAAAAGGCAUGGAUGCUAGCUACUUGCACUACCUGUAUGACGCCCGCAGCAACAUCACACGUUGCAUCAAAGCCUGUCGAGUCUGGUCUGCCCCUUAUGACGGGGAAAACCCUCCUCCUGAGCGACUCCAGCUUGGGCCAGCAGAGGAGGGGGGCAAGCAGGCAGAGUCCUCUCAGAGAGCCUGCAGGAGCCAGGUUUCCUCUGACCUGACCACGGGGGAGAAGACCCACCUGCUAGAGCUUGAGUGGGAUGACAGCUACGACACUGGCAUGCCCUCGGGUGGCGACGGAGAUCUCUCGGAGGGAGACCCUGGUCUCAAAGAGCCAACACCUGUCGAGCCGCCCAGGCACAUCCAGGAAAUGAGGAAGAACGCCAUUAUGCUCAUAAAGGGAUCUUACAUCGAAGAGUCAGACUUUCAGGAUGACGUCAUGGUGUAUAAUCUGAUUGCUCAGAAGGACGCCCAGGCUCCUACUGUCCCGAAGCAGCCACCGCAGCCCCUCAGUAAUGGUCUGACCACAACAGAAAACCCCAAAGCGGUGGUGGAGCAAAAGAAGAUUGUCAGCCUGAGCAGGGAGGGGCAUCCUGUAUCGAGGAAUGGAAAACUGAAUGAUGAACGCAGGCUCUCUGAGCCAGACCACAACUCCAAUCUUCGAAUCCUGAGCAUGGAUGGGGAUGACCUCAUCUCCCAGUAUGAUGACCUCCUCAAGGGUCUGGGGGCCAAAUCUGGGGGUCCCGCGGAAGCUGAGAGGGCCUUUGUAGACCCCGUCACUCCCAUGGAAGAAGACGACGUGGAUUUCAAUGCGUUUUCUGAUGACAUGCUGGAUCCAGAUAGGCUGCCUUCUCCCUUUGGGCCCAAAAGCCGUGCUGUGUAUUCUGUCAGCGCCAGCACCAGGAUUCAGGGAGCACCGUUCACAGGGCCAUUCGUCAGUGUUCUCCUGUCACGGCUGGAGAACAUGCUGGAGAACUCCUUGCAUGUCAACCUGCUGCUCACUGAGAUCAUAGCUCGGCUGGCUGCCUAUCCACAGCCACUGCUGCGCUCCUUCCUCCUCAACACCAACAUGGUCUUCCAGCCCAGCGUUCGCUCCCUCUACCAGGUGCUUGCGGCUGUAAAGAACCAAAUUGAACAGAUUGCUGCUACCAAGAAAGACAUCCCCGCCCUGGUGACAGAAGCCCAGCAAUACUUCCUCUCGAGAGAUGACAGCAAAGAUGUGGUUCAGGAUCCCCUUGGUGCAGAGAACGGGCAGUGGGUUCAAGAUGGCGGAGAAAACCGGGUGCAACUACUCCCUAGCAACAAGCUGAAGAAAGCACCACCCCUUCCGAAGAUUCCAUCCCAGGCGAGGAAUGUUGUUUUUGCAACUGUACUCUACACAGAAUUUCUAAAAGAACUGGCUGCCAUUGCACAGGAACACACAAUUGUAUCCUACAUGCCGACAGAAGAAUAGUUUAUUUCUUUUACCUUUUGUUAGUUUUACACUUUUUAAAUGACUUUUAAAAUAUAUUUUAUAUUUCCUGUUCCUGGCUCUACUUGAUAAAGAAGAUACCUCUUUGGUGGAUGUGACCCGUUUAUUUGGGGAGAGGGCUACUGUGUUUUAAUAUCAUUAGGUAUGUUUAGAAAUACAGUGGUUAUUCCCUGAUCAAGUUUAAAUGGUUGGUCAGCUCCCAGUAGCCAUAAUGACUUUGAGAAAAUACAACAAAUGUUCUGUAAGUAUACAGUCCAUUAUUUGGUGGACACACUAGCUUUAAAUAGGGUUUUAUUUAUGGAGGUUUGGUUACGAUCAAAACCACCUUGGUUAAUCAUGUGCAAUCACUAUCCAAAGCCUGGUUGACAUUUGAAAACCAAGAGACUACAUUCAUUUUCUGUAUUUAAAUUUUUUUGCCUCUUCUGUGGAUGGUCCAUGUAGCAUGGAUUCUGUGACCAUGUUUUUCUUGAAUUAAUAGUCAAGAAGUAAGACAUUAUUUAUUGACAGUCUAUGUGGUGGCUAACAGCCCAGGGGUUCAGAUACAUUGGUGUUAUUUUUGUGGCCUUAUACUACUGCUGAUACCCAUCAACUAGGAGAUCUACAUGACUGAGUGGCAGACUCGAAUCACUUUACCCUUUUAAAGAAGUUGUCUCAGAAUCAAUUGGGCUGUUCCAAUUAACAUGGUGGGCAAAUACCAGCAGGAUGGUGGGUAGUAUUGUGGAAGCUGUUCUUCAAUGACUUUGGUGUGAACUUUUUUCUUGGGAUAUCUGUAAUCUGUUCACCUGGAUUUGUCAUUCCCGUGUAAGAUCAAGAAUGCGUUUCCUGAGUGUAAUGCUUUUUGAGUUGAAUUUCUUUAUUUGAUGGUUAGAACUGGAAAUUGGUGGGGAGAGGGGUGGAUUUAAAAACUCAUUCUGCAAAAAUACUCUCCCUCAGAAAUCUCAUUUCUUUACAGAUGUGUAACAGGCGGCCUCUGGAAUCCAUCUUGUUGCAACUUCAGGUGGCUGCUGGUACAGUAGUUUGUUAUAUAGGUUACCACGAAGAGACUCAAAACGGUCUGUUGGAAUGCAUUCGAGUCAUUGCAGGGACACCAUGCCUAGGGUUCCUCCUCUCAAAGUUUCUCUUUCUGGUAGAGAAAUAUAAAAUAAAAAAUAACUCCCACACAUCGAGAAUCUUUGCCAGUUGCUAGGUUCCAGGUGAUGAGAAACUGUAAGGGUUUGACAUCAAUAACCCUGAUGGAGGGGGAGUGGAGUCUAGGUCUACAAUAAAAAGAAGAUUGAUAAGGGGUAUCACAAUCACUCACUGUAAACUAAACAACACUAUUUAUUGUUUACCUGACAGCUGCUGGUGAGAAAAAAUGUUCUGGAAUGAAUUGAGUUAUACAUACUGCUAAUGCCUUAACUCUAAUUGAAGGAGAUUGGUUAUUAAUUGGUACAUCUCUAUUUCUGAUAUAUUCAUUUAAAAAAAAACGCUUUAAAAUUGUCUUUCGUUCUUUUGGAUUUCAUAGUGUAUGCGCUAGCCUUACUUUAGUACUAUUUGCACAUGUACAUUGUAAAAAAAAAAAAAAAAAAAAAGUUUAUAU
Messenger RNA from Acipenser ruthenus (sterlet), 5232 nucleotides. RefSeq names its product FHF complex subunit HOOK-interacting protein 1A-like. Bases 678 to 3635 code for a protein of 985 amino acids. The transcript has 14 exons. The record is from RefSeq and is a predicted model, not a curated record. Lineage: Eukaryota; Metazoa; Chordata; Actinopteri; Acipenseriformes; Acipenseridae.